Westerdykella ornata is the source of this 1218-nucleotide messenger RNA. RefSeq lists its product as uncharacterized. The record is from RefSeq and is a predicted model, not a curated record. The transcript has a single exon. The annotation marks the transcript as partial. NCBI's taxonomy places the organism in Eukaryota, Fungi, Ascomycota, Dothideomycetes, Pleosporales, Sporormiaceae.
CCAUGUACUGACCCGCUGAACUGGAAUUUAUAUGCAAGCUAUGAGGGCGACCUGUAUAUCCCUUUCCACGACUAUGUUCAGGCAGAAUGGAUCUGUAAGCUAGACGUUGCCUUCCCGAAGUUUCUUCAACUGCCAAGAGAACUCCAGUCGCGCAUCCUCCGUUUCUGCAACAGUGCAACGCUUUUCCAGCUUAUGCACGUCUCUUCUGCUACGCGGGACGAGGCUAGAAAGCUGUUCUGGUCGGAUCCUGGCUCGCGAUAUGUUGUUGAUGGCGCAUGGCUGGAGGCCGGAGGGUACUCUGGCCACACACUCGACGACGUGGCCGUCUUGACCUUGAUAAAGCAUGUAGAGGUAGAUUUUGCUGCAGGAUCUUUCGUUAACUGGGUAUGGGACGGCGGUGAAUCUCAAUGGGUGGAAGGGCCUCCUGCGGAUACAGCGGACCGAAUGGCAGACACUUUCUGGCAGACCUUUCAACGCCGCCUGCCUUGCGCAACCAAUGUUGUCUUGAAGUCCGUCCACAUCGAAUCAGGGGGAGCAGCACCCGCCGGCCUUACUAUGUUGGCCGAGAGAUGCCCUGCUGGCAUCCGCGUGUCGGUCUCAAGCCUCCAGAAGGUAGCCGGCUGCCGCCUUCUGCUGAGGAAAAUUCUCUGGCAACCAGUCUGGCACGACCGCAGUCAACCAGCAACAUGGAAGCUCGUCGACGUCGAAGAUACAGCACAAAGCAUAGUGCCGCCUGCUAAAACAUUCCGUGGGCCUGUAGGGGCAUUCCUUUGCAUAGACCACCACUCAAGACGCAUUGGCUAUCUAUACAUGGGUAUAUCAGUAUUGCGUAUCCAGGCUAUGGAAGCAUACUAUACACAGAACCCGCAGGCACCCAUCGUCUGCCCCGUUCCAGAAUGCGAUCUCCGAUUCGAGACCCCGCGAGCGUGGGCGGUCCAUGCAAGCGAUGCAAGGCACAUUACGUGUUACAAGUUCCCAACCGAGACUCUUGAGAGGUUAUUUUCGGAGCACGAGGCUCGACUGGCGCGCAUAAACCUGCAAAAUGCAGACCGCGGAAUGGCAUUACAACGGGAGUGGGGCGAAGAAGGUAGUGAGCAGCGCAGAAAGAGGGAAGAUGAGUUUCUCCAUCAGUUACAGCAUGACCAGGAGUAUGCGCAGGCGACGCCUCCUCGGGAGAGCAGGAUCUGGUGUCGCUAUCAGAUUCAGAUGAACAAUGAG